CAUCUUUGAGGUUAGUCUGUUUGUUACUGGAACACCAGCAUGGGGCAGUCUUUAACUACCCCUCUGAGCCUUACUCUAGAACACUGGUCAGACGUCUCUAAACGAGCGAGCAAUCAAACGCUCGAAGUCAAGAAGAAAAAGUGGCAGAGCUUCUGUUCCUCGGAAUGGCCCACAUUCAACAUGGGCUGGCCGCGGGACGGCACUUUCAACAAGAAUGUUAUUUUGCAGGUCAAGGAACGAGUCUUCGACAAAGGGCCCUGUGGACGCCCUGACCAGGUCGCUUAUAUCGUUACUUGGGAAAGUUUGACUAAUGACCCACCCCCCUGGGUGGCCCCCUUUAUUUUUCCAGAGAAAUCCCAACCCUCCCUAGGUCUCACUCCUUCGGCCCCGACUCCUCCCCUGCCUUCCCCUCCUCUGCCUUCCCUAUCAAAGACUCCCACCCCUACAGUCUCCUCCCUUUAUCCUGCACUGACGAAGGAGGAGACCCCCAAACUACAUGGGAGACCGAAGGAGACCCAUAAGCAGCCAUCUGUCCUUCCCCCUGACCCAAAUUCCCCUCUUGUCGACCUCCUAUCCGAAGAUCCUCCCCCCUACAACCCCCAGCAGGAGCCCGAAAAUAAUGAAGCAGAUCUUGCGACGUCCUCGCCCUUGUCACGGAGCUCCCCACCUACUGCCUCCCCUGUCAUGAGCAGGCUCCGGGGAAACCGGGAACCGUCUCCCCCGGACUCCACCUCUCAAGCAUUUCCCCUGCGACAGGGAAAUAACGGCCAGUUUCAAUACUGGCCCUUUUCCGCCUCUGAUCUAUACAACUGGAAACAACACAAUCCUCCCUUUUCCAAGGAUCCUAUGGCAUUAACUAGCUUAAUAGAGUCUAUUCUGCUUACACACCAACCAACCUGGGACGAUUGUCAACAGCUACUACAGACCCUCUUCACCUCUGAGGAAAAACAAAGGGUCUUCGUAGAGGCACGAAAGCAGGUUCCCGGAGAAGAUGGGAGGCCAACCCAGUUGCCCAACGAGAUUGAUGCUGCCUUCCCCCUCACUAGGCCUGACUGGGAUUUUACUACGAUCGCAGGUAGGACACACUUACGCCUUUAUCGCCAGUUGCUCAUAGUGGGUCUCCGAGGGGCUGGUCGUCGCCCCACAAAUUUGGCACAGGUAAAGCAAACGAUUCAAGGGGCAGAUGAGUCUCCAGCAGCUUUUUUAGAAAGGCUUAAGGAAGCAUAUCGUAUGUAUACGCCUUAUGAUCCCGAGGACCCAGGGCAGGCUAACGGCUUGUCAAUGUCCUUUAUCUGUCAGUCAGCACCUGACAUCAGGAACAAGUUACAGAGGCUGGAGAAUUUGCAGGGGUAUACACUACAGGAUCUACUUAAGGAGGCAGAGAAAAUCUUCAACAAAAGGGAGACUCAAGAAGAAAGGGAGGACCAUAUCCGUAGAGAGAAAGAAGAAAGGGAAGAUAGAUUGAGAAGGGAAGCAGAGGAAAAGGAGGAGGCUAGAGAUAGAAAAAGGAAUAGGGAAUUGAGCCGUCUCUUGGCCGCCGCAGUUCAGAGCCAGGAAAGUCAACAGGGAGAUAGGAUGGGAGAACGGAGAGGCCCUCGUGUGGAACGCGACCAAUGCGCCUACUGCAAGGAAAGAGGACACUGGGCGAAAGACUGCCCUAAAAAUACUCGUAAACCCAGAGGCCCCAAACCACGAGCCUCACUCCUGGCCCUAGAUGAAGACUAGGGAGGUCAGGGCCAGGAGCCCCCCCCCCCUGAGCCCAGGUUAACACUUGAUGUCGGGGGGCAGCCGGUUACUUUCCUAGUAGAUACUGGAGCCCAGCAUUCGGUUCUUACCCGGUCACCUGGACCGCUCAGUGAACGGACCGCUUGGGUACAAGGAGCCACCAGCGGAAGACAAUAUCGCUGGACCACCGAGCGGAAGGUGCAAUUAGCAACUGGUAAAGUAACUCAUUCUUUCCUACAUGUUCCAGACUGCCCCUAUCCAUUACUGGGGCGAGACUUACUCACCAAACUGAAAGCCCAAAUUCAUUUUGAGGGGACAGGAGUUCGAGUGUCGGGCCCAAACGGGGACCCCCUCCAGGUCUUGACUUUACAAUUGGAGGACGAAUACCGGCUAUACGAACAGGACCCCAAGGUACAAGGGUCCAGGGACUUGGACAUAUGGCUUACAGAGUACCCACAGGCAUGGGCCGAAACGGGAGGUAUGGGGCUAGCGCUACAGCAGCCCCCAUUGGUUGUAGCCCUAAAAGCCUCAGCCACCCCAAUCUCAGUCAAGCAAUACCCCAUGUCAAAUGAGGCCUACCAGGGGAUAAGACCUCAUAUCAAGAGGCUAUUAGAAGAAGGCAUACUGACUCCCUGCCGGUCACCUUGGAAUACCCCCCUCCUUCCAGUAAAGAAACCAGGGACGAAGGAUUACAGGCUGGUACAGGACCUCAGGGAAGUAAAUAAGAGAGUUGAAGACAUACACCCGACCGUCCCCAAUCCUAAUUUACUAAGCACCCUGCCACUUUCGCACACCUGGUAUACGGUGCUAGACUUGAAGGACGCCUUCUUCUGUCUCAGAUUAAGCCCCAAAAGUCAACCCCUUUUCGCCUUCGAAUGGAGAGACCCCGAAUUGGGGAUUUCAGGCCAACUGACAUGGACCCGGCUCCCACAGGGCUAUAAGAAUAGCCCCACCCUAUUUGAUGAGGCCUUACACCAGGACCUUGCAGACUUCAGAGUUCAACACCCGUCAUUGAUCCUGCUCCAGUAUGUGGAUGAUCUUCUGCUGGCAGCCCCCACAGAACAUGACUGCCGACAAGGUACGGGGGCCCUAUUGCAGACCCUGGGACGGCUGGGCUAUCGAGCAUCCGCCAAAAAGGCCCAGAUAUGCCAGACUGAGGUGACUUAUUUGGGAUAUAAGUUAAAAAAGGGACAGUGUUGGCUCACAGCCGCACGCAAAGCGACUGUAUCCUGCAUACCUGUACCCCGAAACCCUCGCCAGUUGAGGGAAUUCCUGGGGACAGCUGGGUUCUGCCGCUUAUGGAUACCAGGCUUCACUGAAAUGGCAGCUCCCCUCUAUCCCCUCACCAAGCAUGGGGUCCCAUUUGAAUGGACAGAUAAACAACAAGGGGCUUUCGAGAACAUCAAACGGGCCCUCCUCUCCUCCCCGGCACUGAGUUUGCCGGACGUCACUAAGCCAUUCGAACUGUUUGUUGAUGAAAAACAAGGAUAUGCCAAGGGGGUUUUGACCCAAAGACUUGGACCAUGGAAACGCCCUGUCGCAUACUUAUCAAAUAAAUUAGACCCAGUGGCCUCAGGCUGGCCCCCUUGCCUACGGAUGGUGGCAGCCAUUGCCGUCCUUAUUAAGGAUGCUGGCAAACUGACUUUGGGACAGCCCCUGACCAUUCUGGCACCCCAUGCCAUCGAGGCCUUGAUUAGGCAGCCCCCUGACCGGUGGCUCUCCAACGCCCGCAUGACCCACUACCAAUCCUUGCUGUUGGAUACAGACCGAAUCCAGUUUGGACCUGUAGUCGCCCUUAAUCCGGCGACCUUGUUACCCACACCGGAAGGACCAGACCAGCAUGACUGCCUUCAGAUCCUCGCAGAAAUGCAUGGAACCUGGACGGACUUGACUAAUCAGCCCCUCCCAGAUGCGGACCACACCUGGUACACCGAUGGGAGCAGUUACCUACUAAAUGGAGAACGCAGGGCGGGAGCCGCAGUUACCACGGAGACCCAGGUAAUCUGGGCCAGUGCAUUACCCAGUGGCACCUCGGCCCAACGAGCUGAACUCAUCGCUCUGACUCGAGCCCUUAGAUUGGCAGAAGGUAAGAAGCUGAAUGUUUAUACUGAUAGUCGGUAUGCAUUCGCCACUGCACACAUACAUGGAGAAAUAUACCGGAGACGAGGGCUCUUAACCUCAGAAGGCAAGGAAAUUAAAAAUAAAGCAGAGAUCCUUGCUCUAUUAGAAGCCUUAUUCCUCCCCAAAAGACUGAGCAUUAUGCACUGUCCCGGACACCAAAAAGGAGAUCACGCUGAGGCCAGAGGAAAUCGGCGGGCGGAUGAAGCGGCCCGAGAGGCUGCAUUGGGACCACAAAUUCUCCCCCUAAUAUCCGAGGCCGUCCAAUCCACAAUAGACUGGGCCUAUGAUAAAGAGGACAUACACCUACUCCAAAAAUUGGGGGCAGAAUACAACUCAGCGAAUAGACGAUGGAUUUAUCGGGGAAAAAUAGCAGUGCCCAUAAAAAUAACCCAUGAACUUAUAGACUAUUUACAUAAAUUGACCCAUUUGGGUACAAAGAAAAUGAAAAUCCUCCUAGACAGAAUGGAGACUGGACAAUUCCUCCUGAACAGGGAUAGGGCACUCCAACGGACAAUAGACAAUUGCAGGGCCUGUGCCCAAAUUAAUACAGGCCACUCGAAAACCCUCCAAGGGGUGCGUCUCCGAGGACACCGGCCUGGCAUCCACUGGGAAAUAGACUUCACCGAAAUUAAACCUGGUUUGUAUGGGUACAGAUACUUGCUGGUUUUUAUAGACACCUUUUCAGGAUGGGUAGAGGCCUAUCCCACCAAACAUGAAACAGCCAGGAUGGUUGCCAAGAUUAUUGGAAGAAAUUUUUCCCCGAUACGGGAUGCCAAAGGUAUUGGGAUCUGA
This is a messenger RNA of Myodes glareolus (Bank vole), 4638 nucleotides long. The record is from RefSeq and is a predicted model, not a curated record. NCBI's taxonomy places the organism in Eukaryota, Metazoa, Chordata, Mammalia, Rodentia, Cricetidae.